AUGGUGCUGAGGACACACAUGAUGGACACACAUGAUGGUGCUGAGGACACACAUGAUGGUGCUGAGGACACACAUGAUGGUGCUGAGGACACACAUGAUGGUUCUGAGGACACACAUGAUGGUGCUGAGGACACACAUGAUGGUGCUGAGGACACACAUGAUGGUUCUGAGGACACACAUGAUGGUGCUGAGGACACACAUGAUGGUGCUGAGGACACACAUGAUGGUGCUGAGGACACACAUGAUGGUGCUGAGGACACACAUGAUGGUUCUGAGGACACACAUGAUGGUGCUGAGGACACACAUGAUGGUGCUGAGGACACACAUGGUGGCGCUGAGGACACACAUGGUGGCGCUGAGGACACACAUGAUGGUGCUGAGGACACACAUGAUGGUGCUGAUGACACACAUGAUGGUGCUGAUGACACACAUGAUGGUGCUGAGGACACACAUGAUGGUGCUGAAGACACACAUGAUGGUGCUGAGGACACACAUGAUGGUGCUGAGGACACAAUUGAUGGUGCUGAGGACACACAUGAUGGUGCUGAGGACACACAUGAUGGUACUGAGGACACACAUGAUAUUGCUGAGGACACACAUGAUGGUGCUGAGGACACACAUGAUGGUGCUGAGGACACACAUGAUGGUACUGAGGACACACAUGAUGGUACUGAGGACACACAUGAUGGUGCUGAGGACACACAUGAUGGUACUGAGGACACACAUGAUGGUACUGAGGACACACAUGAUGGUUCUGAGGACACACAUGAUGGUGCUGAUGACACACAUGAUGGUGCUGAUGACACACAUGAUGGUGCUGAGGACACACAUGAUGGUGCUGAGGACACACAUGAUGGUGGUGCUGAUGACACACAUGAUGGUGCUGAUGACACACAUGAUGGUGCUGAGGACACACAUGAUGGUGCUGAGGACACACAUGAUGGUGCUGAGGACACACAUGAUGGUGCUGAUGACACACAUGAUGGUGCUGAGGACACACAUGAUGGUGCUGAGGACACACAUGAUGGUGCUGAGGACACACAUGAUGGUGCUGAGGACACACAUGAUGGUGCUGAGGACACACAUGAUGGUACUGAGGACACACAUGAUGGUUCUGAGGACACACAUGAUGGUGCUGAUGACACACAUGAUGGUGCUGAGGACACACAUGAUGGUGCUGAGGACACACAUGAUGGUGCUGAGGACACACAUGAUGGUGCUGAGGACACACAUGAUGGUGCUGAGGACACACAUGAUGGUGCUGAUGACACACAUGAUGGUGCUGAGGACACACAUGAUGGUGCUGAUGACACACAUGAUGGUGCUGAGGACACACAUGAUGGUGCUGAGGACACACAUGAUGGUGCUGAGGACACACAUGGUGGUGCUGAGGACACACAUGAUGGUGCUGAGGACACACAUGGUGGUGCUGAGGACACACAUGGUGGUGCUGAGGACACACAUGAUGGUGCUGAGGACACACAUGAUGGUGCUGAGGACACACAUGAUGGUACUGAGGACACACAUGGUGGUACUGAGGACACACAUGGUGGUACUGAGGACACACAUGAUAUUGCUGAGGACACACAUGAUGGUGCUGAGGACACACAUGAUGGUGCUGAGGACACACAUGAUGGUACUGAGGACACACAUGAUGGUACUGAGGACACACAUGAUGGUGCUGAGGACACACAUGAUGGUACUGAGGACACACAUGAUGGUACUGAGGACACACAUGAUGGUUCUGAGGACACACAUGAUGGUGCUGAUGACACACAUGAUGGUGCUGAUGACACACAUGAUGGUGCUGAGGACACACAUGAUGGUGCUGAGGACACACAUGAUGGUGCUGAUGACACACAUGAUGGUGCUGAUGACACACAUGAUGGUGCUGAGGACACACAUGAUGGUGCUGAGGACACACAUGAUGGUGCUGAGGACACACAUGAUGGUGCUGAUGACACACAUGAUGGUGCUGAGGACACACAUGAUGGUGCUGAGGACACACAUGAUGGUGCUGAGGACACACAUGAUGGUGCUGAGGACACACAUGAUGGUGCUGAGGACACACAUGAUGGUACUGAGGACACACAUGAUGGUUCUGAGGACACACAUGAUGGUGCUGAUGACACACAUGAUGGUGCUGAGGACACACAUGAUGGUGCUGAGGACACACAUGAUGGUGCUGAGGACACACAUGAUGGUGCUGAGGACACACAUGAUGGUGCUGAGGACACACAUGAUGGUGCUGAUGACACACAAGAUGGUGCUGAGGACACACAAGAUGGUGCUGAUGACACACAUGAUGGUGCUGAGGACACACAUGAUGGUGCUGAGGACACACAUGAUGGUGCUGAGGACACACAUGGUGGUGCUGAGGACACACAUGAUGGUGCUGAGGACACACAUGGUGGUGCUGAGGACACACAUGGUGGUGCUGAGGACACACAUGAUGGUGCUGAGGACACACAUGAUGGUGCUGAGGACACACAUGAUGAACACCAGGACGCCCUACGAAACUCCAACCUGAUCAUCACUCCUAACCGUCGCUACUUGGCUGAACGAACCAUCUUCGUCAGCCACACGAGUGUCUACAUCGCCACCCAGGACCCUGGUACCAUACUUGAUAGUAUCAACACCAGAAACCCGGCUCUGACUGCUGCUACAGUCAAGGUCAUCAAGAACGACGACAACCCUAGGCCUACUCUCAAGGUCACCUUCACAACAGCUGCUGCAGCGACCCAAGCUGUGGAAAAUGGAUUUAGAUGUCUGGAUAUUUCCAUCACACCUGACACUGUAAAGAAGGAACGUUACUACAACAUUCGCCAGUGCUUUAAGUGCUACAACCGGGGAUGGACGAAAAGGAAAGCAAAACGUCGGCAAGUGGAAUCAGAAUCAGAUUCAGAACCAGAACCAGCACCAGAGUUCCUAGAAGCACCACUGCUUCCAUCUGCCUCGGCUGAGACCGUCACAUAUGAGGCCCCAGACUUCGACCUAAACCCAAGCAAAUCAAGCAAGAAAAAGCCCUACUAUGGACUUUACCUCAAUCACGGUGGCACUUUCAACGGCAAUCGAAGCACAAGAAUGGUCAUUGCCUUAGAUUGCAACAGGAUCAUCAACCAGCUCAAGACCUGCAUUCCUUACCCUGUGUUUGUCCACCACGAGACCGUGGAACAUUAUGUAGACCUCUGCGCUCUGGAGAGUGAAUACAUCGACCCUAAAUUCGACUUCAAGAGGGGACAAGUGACCUUCCUGGAAGAAGAUGAAGACCCGACAGGAAUACCAAUACCACCGCUGUCAUUUGGGAAGUACAUGCGAAUACCUCGUGGCCAAGACACCACCAAGCAACAGUGA
Molecule: messenger RNA, 3354 nt
Organism: Procambarus clarkii (red swamp crayfish)
Lineage: Eukaryota; Metazoa; Arthropoda; Malacostraca; Decapoda; Cambaridae
Source: RefSeq, a predicted model, not a curated record